This is a messenger RNA of Aspergillus ochraceoroseus IBT 24754, 2234 nucleotides long. Its product is annotated as MFS transporter. NCBI's taxonomy places the organism in Eukaryota, Fungi, Ascomycota, Eurotiomycetes, Eurotiales, Aspergillaceae. Gene Ontology annotation, biological process: transmembrane transport. Gene Ontology annotation, molecular function: transmembrane transporter activity. The record is from RefSeq and is a predicted model, not a curated record. The transcript is spliced from 4 exons. The coding region runs from base 263 to 2050 and encodes 595 amino acids.
CUGAAGACAGCAGAGAGCUACAUGUUACCUAGGUAGAAAGGCCGACGACGCUAAUUCGGUGGAAAUCUUUUGCAUUUCUUAACAUGUCGAUUGUCGAAUGCGCAAAGCUUAAAAAAAAAAAAUUCGAUAUCGGGGAGUUCUCCGAGAAUCGAAAUAUAAUCUCUUCAAUUCUCCAAUCAAUACUUUUGCUAUCAUUGUUGCGCUUUUAGUUAUUCCUCUACGGAGUAACUACUACUACCAGUGUUAUCUUCGAUCUUCGAUCAUGGAUCCCGAGAAAGGUGACGCUGUCGCGAUUCGCCCGAAAACCAGCCACAGCGUUGGCAAUGGUAGCAAAGUAUACCGAACGGACUCCUCUUCAUCUUUUACCACAUCCUCGAGCGAUGAUUCCUCGGAAUCCUACAACGAUGGCGAUCGCAUGUCGCGAACGCAAACGGCACAGACAGCGCAAACCCAGCGCGGAUGCGGUUUAGAACGGCAUCCUACAGCACUCAGUCGAAUCGAAACACAGCGAAGUCAGCACAGCGCAACGGUGGGUGCGCUUAGGACAAGACCCCCGAGAAAACCACUUCCCGACUUUGGAGCUGGUAAACCAUACCCUCCCCCGCUUCCCGAUAAGGAAGAGUAUGUAGUGGAGUUUGCUGGGCCCGACGACCCUCUACAUCCCCAGAAUUGGCCCAUCAGGAAGAAGAUUCUCAUCUCCAUUGUCCUUGCAUUCACGACCUUCAACUCCACAUUCACAAGUAGCAUCUAUUCCGCCGCCAACUCCGUCGUCUCGUCGAAAUUCAACGUCUCAACAGAAGUCGGCACCUUAGGGUUGUCCUUGUAUGUCCUCGGGUUUGCCUGUGGCCCUACCCUUUUUUCGCCUCUAUCAGAACUGCUGGGACGACGACUCCCCAUUCUUAUCGGCGUUUUUGGCUUUACAGUCUUCCAAUUCGCAGUAGCCACAUCGGAAAACCUACAGACUGUCGUGAUAUGUCGCUUCUUUGGAGGUUUCUUCGGAGCUUGCCCCCUGGCUGUUGUGGCGGCAGUGUUUUCCGACCUGUACGACAACCGCCAGCGCGGUCUUGCAAUCACAAUCUUCACCAUGAUGGUCUUCACUGGCCCUCUCUUUGCCCCCUUCAUUGGAGGCUUCAUCGUGGAGAGCUACCUAGGUUGGCGCUGGACGGAAUACCUCCCUGGGAUUAUGGGAUCCGCAGCGUUUAUCCUAGACGUACUGUUUGUAGAGGAAACAUACCCGCCCGUGGUCCUCGUCAAGAAGGCAGAAGAACUACGCCGCAGAACCAAAAACUGGGGCAUCCACGCAAAGCAAGAAGAAGUCGAAAUUGACCUGAACGAACUGAUCGGAAAGAACUUCAGCCGCCCCGUGCGCAUCCUCUUCCGGGAACCCAUCCUGCUCAUGCUGAGCAUCUACAUGGCCUUCCUCUACGGCCUCCUCUACCUAUUCAUGACUGCAUACCCGAUCGUCUUCCAGCAAAUCCACGGAUUCAACAAGGGCGUGGGCGGACUACCCUAUUUUGGUCUUAUCAUUGGCGAAUUCCUCGGUGGACUGUUCAUCAUCUCCUUCCAGCCCUGGUACAAUCGAAAGCUCGCCGCGAACAACGACAUUCCCAUCCCCGAGUGGCGUCUCCCGCCCGCAAUUAUCGGCGCUGUAGCCUUCUCCGGCGGUCUCUUUUGGUUUGGCUGGUCCGGAUACAAAGCUGAGAUUCCCUGGAUCGUCCCUACCGUGUCCGGGCUCCUCACGGGCUUCGGUCUGCUAUGCAUCUUCCUCCAGUGCCUCAACUACAUCAUCGACACCUACCUUGUCUUUGCCGCAUCUGCCCUGGCCGCAAACAGCAUCUUACGUUCGCUCGCCGGCGCUGGAUUUCCCCUCUUCGCACCAUACAUGUUUAAAGCCCUCGGCGUAAAUUGGACCGGAACUCUUCUCGGCUGCGUUGCCGCCCUUCUCAUGCCUAUGCCACUCCUCUUCUAUAUCUUCGGUCCUCGGAUCCGCGCAAAGAGCAAAUUCGCCAAUGACUACAUUACCGUUGCUCAGGCUCACAACGACGAAUGACAUCCUUUGAUCAUGUUAUUCAACGACACGCAUACAUAUAUCUAGCAACCCACCAACCCAUCAGUCAUUUGUUUUUUUUUUUUUAUUUACCUUUCUAUCUAUUGAUGAUGAUAAUAAUAAUAUACGGACGGCACUUGACGACCGGAGGGAAGAAAGAAUAGCAAGCUUGGAAGGUAAUAGGAAG